AUGAGGCGCCUGAUAAAGGCUGCCCCCCCCCCCCCGGUGCUGGUGCUGCUGCGUGCAUUGGCUCGGGCGCUGGCAGAGGUGCCGUGGCUGCGCUGGCUGGUGUCGGGCGGGCGGGAGCGGGGCCCGCGGCGGCGGCGGGCCCGGCUCAGCAGCCUCCGUGCCGCAGGCUCCGCGGAGCUGCGUCUGGUGGGCGGCGGCGGGCGCUGUGCCGGGCGCGUGGAGGUGAAGCACGACGGUGAGUGGGGCUCCGUGUGCGCCUUCGACUUCGACUGGGAGGCUCGCUGGGCCGUGGUGGUGUGCCGGCAGCUGGGCUGCGGCCGGGUGGCCAGGGCGUCCCUGCACGCCCCGUUCGGGCCGGGCAGCGGGCGGAUCUGGCUGCAGCCCUUCUUCUGCCGCGGCACCGAGGAUGCGCUGGAGCAGUGUCCUAACAUCGGAUGGGGACGGCAUUUCUGCGGCCACGAGUGGGAUGUGGGGGUGACCUGCACAGAUGCCGUGGAGCUGAGGCUGGCGGGCGGCAGCAGUCCCUGUGCCGGGAGGGUGGAGGUGAAGCUGCAGGGACACUGGGGCACGGUGGGAGAUGACAGCUGGGACAUGGCGGACGCCGAGGUGGUUUGCCAGCAGCUGGGCUGUGGCUCGGCUUCUAUUGCCUACUACACCCACGAGCGCUUUGGCGUCGGGGACGGGCUCGUCAGCCUGGCCCUGGUGAACUGCAGUGGGGCCGAGGCCACGCUCUGGAACUGCGAGAUCCGCGGCUGGGGACCCUAUAACAGCAGCAUCCAUGGCUUGAACGCCGCCGUUGUCUGCCAAGGCUUUUCCCGGCUGGUUGGUGGCGAUGGAGCCUGUGCCGGGCGGCUGGAGGUGCGUCAGGGCCGGGCCUGGGUCGGUGUCUGUGAGGAUGAGGUGGACAUGAAGGCGGCCCAGGUGGUGUGCAGGGAGCUGGGCUGUGGUGAGGUGAUCGCCAUCGCCGGCAGUGGGCGUUUUGGGGCAGUGUCGGGAUCGCUCUGGGUCGGGGGCUUCCGGUGCAAUGGCACCGAGCCCCUCCUGAGUGCCUGUGCCCGGCGUCCGGCCCAGAGGCAGGAGUGCAGCGGCCCUGCCAGCGUCAUCUGCUCCUCCUACACGGGCUUCCGGCUGGGCAACGGCAGCUCGGGAUGCGCCGGGCGAGUGGAGGUGGCAGUGAGGGGGACGUGGGGCUCCGUGUGCGCCAGCGAGUGGGACCUGCCCGAUGCGCACGUCCUGUGCCGGCACCUGGGCUGCGGCCGCGCCUUCAGCGUGCCCCCGGGAGGCUCCUUCGGCAGCGGGGAGGGGCCGCUGCUGCCGGACGCCUUCGGCUGCAGCGGGAGCGAGCGGCACCCGGGCCAGUGCCCCGUGGCCGUGCUGGGGAAGCCGCCCUGUGCCCCCGGAAACGCCGCCGCCGUCAACUGCUCAGGCGCUGUUGAGUCCCUGCGGCUUGUGAAAGGUGAGACCCGCUGCGAGGGGUUUCUGGAAUAUAACACAAGCACCGGGGCCUGGCACCGUGUGCCAGGAGAGGUUUCGCUCCUACGGAAUUUGAGCAACGUGUGUUGGAAGCUGGGCUGUGGAGAACUGGAGAAGAGUCAUGGUGUCCCUGGGGAGGUCUAUCUGUGGCAAGACAACAAGAAUUGGGGCAUCUUGAAAACGGUGAUCAAAGACAUUGUGGAGAUGACCACUGAUCUGGCCAGUAGGACCAUAAGUGAGGAUCAUUUUAGGGACGAUUACGGGUUGAUGACCACUGGACCAGCUGACAUCCCUCAUGGGACCUACCUUGUCUGCUCAAGCAGCCUGCAGGUGAGGCUGGUGGGGAGCUCUGGGCGCUGUGCCGGGCGUGUGGAGGUCUAUUCCGGUGGCAGCUGGAGCUGGGUGUGCCAGGAAGGCUGGGGGCUGCAGGCCGCGGCCGUUGUGUGCCGGGAGCUGGGCUGUGGCACGGCUCUGCAGGCCCCGGGCUGGGCGCGCUUGGGUGCCGGCGCGGGGCCGCUGUGGCCGUACAGCCCCGACUGCUCCGGCUCCGAGGAGUCUCUGUGGGAAUGUGGGCGCACGGAACGGCGCGAGUGCGGGCGUGGCGGCGGGGCAGGGGCCGUCUGCUCAGAGCAGCUCUCCGUGCGGCUGGCAGGGGGCCCUGGGCGCUGCCGGGGCUUCCUGGAGAUCUCCUACAACGGCACCUGGGGCCGCGUGUGCGCCAACGGCACCAGCCCCAGCACUGCCAGCACCGUCUGCCGCCAGCUGGGCUGUGGGCAGCGGGGCUGGCUCACAGCUGUCACCGCCCAGGAGCCGACCGAGGCCUGGCUGGCUUGGGUGGGCUGUGGGGAAGGGGCCCGCUCGCUCUGGCAGUGCCCCUCGGCAGCCUGGCACCUGCAGAGCUGCAGGCCAGGCGGGGAUGCCUAUGUGGAGUGUGAGGAGGACAGUGAUGGCACCACUGAGGGACACACGACCCCAUAUCCGGAGGGUGCCAGCAGCACAGGUGUCCCCAGAAGAAGGCCCCCGGCAGUGGCUGUGGGGUCUGUGCCUGUGCCCACUGUGCUGUGUGUGGUGCUGGGGACGCUGCUGUGCCUGUGCCUGGGUGCCCUGGCCCUGCUGCUGUGCCGUGCCCGUGCCCGGCGCCGAGGCCCUGGCAGAGCUGCAGAUGCCAUCUCCAAUGCUGUCUACGAGGAGCUGGAUUACAAAGCCAUGCCCGAGUACCAGGAGGUGCCCACUCCGCCAGGUUCCCUGUUGGAGGGAUGGGUGAAGAAGCUGCCGUAUUACACAGGGGACAGCGUGGAGGGGAGUGACACCGAGGCAGCCCCAGAUCCCCCUGCCUGGCGCGAGCAAGGACCCCCGGAUGGCUACGACGAUGUCCUGGCUGUGCCCCAGGAGCCCCCGGCUGCCAGCACUGGGGACAUCUCCGAGGGAGUGGCAGGGCAGAGGUGGAGCUGUGUGCUCCCCACAGGUCCCGCAGGAGCCAGCAGGGAUCCCUCGGAACAGCCCCCUGGACACAUGGACUAUGAUGAUGUCGGCAGCAGCGCCCUGGGGACAUUGAUGGGAGGUCUCCUGAAGGAGGGCAGCGCCUUCGUGCCCCCCGGCAGCAGCCCGCGGUGGCAGGGCAGCCGGGCCAUGGCCCUGGCCUGCGGCACGUCGUGCUCCAGGAGGUUCCCGAUGUUCAGGCCGGGCUGCAGGGCCCGGAGGGCGUCCAGUUCCUUCCUGCAGCAGGGCCUGGCUGAAUCCGUCCGUGCUCAGCCUGGGCGUGGAGGAGGCAGGAGCAGAGGUGUUGGAGCUUGUGGGGAGGGAGGUGCUGAAGGGGCCGCGGUGCCGGUGCGGCCCUGCCUGUCCCGCAGCCUCCGCUGCCCGGCUCGGGCAUGCCGGACAUGGAAGGGGCCGGGGCAGGGCCCUGACUCACCCCAGGCUCCUCAGCGGGCAGGCGGGAUGCCGGAGCUGCUGGCAGAGCUGCAGGACGCCCUGGGCUCGCAGCUCGUUGUCACUCAGGUCCAGGCAGGAUGUGGGCUGGAGCCCGUCCUCGCCAUCAGGGUGGCUCUCGGCAGGCUCCAGCAGCAGCGUUGGAGCCGCGGGGGAUGCAGGAGGGGCCCCCGCAGGGCAGGUGCUGUGGGGGGGCUGUCUCCCCCCGGGGACAUCCGGGUGGCAGCCCACUGUGGCGAGAGGUGCCGUGGCUGCGCUGGCUGGGUGCCGGUGGCCAUGGGGCCGCUGCUGGCUCUGGGGCUGCUCGUGUGCGUGCGGCUGUGCGGGGGUGAGUGUCGGGCGGGCGGGAGCGGGGCCCGCGGCGGCGGCGGGCGGCGGGCCCGGCUCAGCAGCCUCCGUGCCGCAGGCUCCGGGGAGCUGCGUCUGGUGGGCGGCGGCGGGCGCUGUGCCGGGCGCGUGGAGGUGAAGCACGACGGUGAGUGGGGCUCCGUGUGCGCCUUCGACUUCGACUGGGAGGCUCGCUGGGCCGUGGUGGUGUGCCGGCAGCUGGGCUGCGGCCGGGUGGCCAGGGCGUCCCUGCACGCCCCGUUCGGGCCGGGCAGCGGGCGGAUCUGGCUGCAGCCCUUCUUCUGCCGCGGCACCGAGGAUGCGCUGGAGCAGUGUUCGCACUUGGGAUGGGGACGGCAUUUCUGCGGCCACGAGUGGGAUGUGGGGGUGACCUGCACAGAUGCCGUGGAGCUGAGGCUGGCGGGCGGCGGCAGUCCCUGUGCCGGGAGGGUGGAGGUGAAGCUGCAGGGACACUGGGGCACGGUGGGAGACCACAGCUGGGACAUGGAGGACGCCGAGGUGGUUUGCCAGCAGCUGGGCUGUGGCUCGGCUUCUAUUGCCUACUACACCCACGAGCGCUUUGGCGUCGGGGACGGGCUCAUCAGCCUGGCCCUGGUGAACUGCAGUGGGGACGAGGCCACGCUCUGGAACUGCGAGAUCCGCGGCUGGGGACCCUAUAACAGCAGCAUCAAUGUCUCGGACGUUGGCGUUGUCUGCCAAGGCUUUUCCCGGCUGGUUGGUGGCGAUGGAGCCUGUGCCGGGCGGCUGGAAGUGCGUCAGGGCCGGGCCUGGGUCGGUGUCUGCGAGGAUGAGGUGGACAUGAAGGCGGCCCAGGUGGUGUGCAGGGAGCUGGGCUGCGGUGAGGUGAUCGCCAUCGCCGGCAGUGGGCGUUUUGGGGCAGUGUCGGGAUCGCUCUGGGUCGGGGGCUUCCGGUGCAAUGGCACCGAGCCCCUCCUGAGUGCCUGUGCCCGGCGUCCGGCCCAGAGGCAGGAGUGCAGCGGCCCUGCCAGCGUCAUCUGCUCCUCCUACACGGGCUUCCGGCUGGGCGACGGCAGCUCGGGAUGCGCCGGGCGAGUGGAGGUGGCAGUGAGGGGGACGUGGGGCUCCGUGUGCGCCAGCGAGUGGGACCUGCCCGAUGCGCACGUCCUGUGCCGGCACCUGGGCUGCGGCCGCGCCUUCAGCGUGCCCCCGGGAGGCUCCUUCGGCAGCGGGGAGGGGCCGCUGCUGCCGGACGCCUUCGGCUGCAGCGGGAGCGAGCGGCACCCGGGCCAGUGCCCCGUGGCCGUGCUGGGGAAGCCGCCCUGUGCCCCCGGAAACGCCGCCGCCGUCAACUGCUCAGGCGCUGUUGAGUCCCUGCGGCUUGUGAAAGGUGAGACCCGCUGCGAGGGGUUUCUGGAGUAUAACACAAGCACCGGGGCCUGGCACCGUGUGCCAGGAGAGGUUUCACUCCUACGGAAUUUGAGCAACGUGUGUUGGAAGCUGGACUGUGGGGAACUGGAGAAGAGUCACGGUGUCCCUGGGGAGGUCUAUCUGUUGCGAGACAACAAGUGGGGCAUCUUGAAAACCGUGAUCAAAGCCAUUGUGGAGAUGACCACUGAUCUGGCCAGUAGGACCAUAAGUGAGAAUUAUUUUUUGAACGAUUACCGGUUGAUGACCACUGGACCAGCUGACAUCCCUCAUGGGACCUACCUUGUCUGCUCAGGCAGCCUGCAGGUGAGGCUGGUGGGGAGCUCUGGGCGCUGUGCCGGGCGUGUGGAGGUCUAUUCCGGUGGCAGCUGGAGCUGGGUGUGCCAGGAAGGCUGGGGGCUGCAGGCCGCGGACGUUGUGUGCCGGGAGCUGGGCUGUGGCACGGCUCUGCAGGCCCCGGGCUGGGCGCGCUUGGGUGCCGGCGCGGGGCCGCUGUGGCCGUACAGCCCCGACUGCUCCGGCUCCGAGGAGUCUCUGUGGGAAUGCGGGCGCACGGAACGGCGCGAGUGCGGGCGCGGCGGCGGGGCAGGGGCCGUCUGCUCAGAGCAGCUCUCCGUGCGGCUGGCAGGGGGCCCUGGGCGCUGCCGGGGCUUCCUGGAGAUGUUCCAGAACAGCACCUGGGGCCGCGUGUGCGCCAACGGCACCAGCAACGGCACCGCCGCCGCCGUCUGCCGCCUGCUGGGCUGUGGGGAACUGGGCGAGCUCUCAGCUGUCAGCGCCCAGGAGUCGACCGAGGCCUGGCUGGCCUGGGUGGGCUGUGAGGACGGGGCCCGCUCGCUCUGGCAGUGCCCCUCGGCAGCCUGGCACCUGCAGAGCUGUGGCACCAACGAGCAUGCCUAUGUGGACUGUGAGGAGGACAGUGGUGGGACCACUGAGGGACACACGACCCCAUAUCCGGAGGGUGCCAGCAGCACAGGUGUCCCCAGAAGAAGGCCCCCGGCAGUGGCUGUGGGGUCUGUGCCUGUGCCCACUGUGCUGUGCGUGGUGCUGGGGACGCUGCUGUGCCUGUCCCUGGGUGCCCUGGCCCUGCUGCUGUGCCGUGCCCGUGCCCGGCGCCGAGGCCCUGGCAGAGCUGCAGAUGCCAUCUCCAACGCUGUCUACGAGGAGCUGGAUUACAAAGCCAUGCCUGAGUACCAGGAGGUGCCCACUCCGCCAGGUUCCCUGUUGGAGGGAUGGGUGAAGAAGCUGCCGUAUUACACAGGGGACAGCGUGGAGGGGAGUGACACCGAGGCAGCCCCAGAUCCCCCUGCCUGGCGCGAGCAAGGACCCCCGGAUGGCUACGACGAUGUCCUGGCUGUGCCCCAGGAGCCCCCGGCUGCCAGCACUGGGGACAUCUCCGAGGGAGUGGCAAGGCAGGGGUGGAGCUGUGUGCUCCCCACAGGUCCCACAGGAGCCAGCAGGGAUCCCUCGGAACAGCCCCCUGGACACAUGGACUAUGAUGAUGUCGGCAGCAGCGCCCUGGGGACGAUGGGAGGUCUCCUGAAGGAGGGCAGCGCCUUCGUGCCCCCCGGCAGCAGCCCGCGGUGGCAGGGCAGCCGGGCCAUGGCCCUGGCCUGCGGCACGUCGUGCUCCAGGAGGUUCCCGAUGUUCAGGCCGGGCUGCAGGGCCCGGAGGGCGUCCAGUUCCUUCCUGCAGCAGGGCCUGGCUGAAUCCGUCCGUGCUCAGCCUGGGCGUGGAGGAGGCAGGAGCAGAGGUGUUGGAGCUUGUGGGGAGGGAGGUGCUGAAGGGGCCGCGGUGCCGGUGCGGCCCUGCCUGUCCCGCAGCCUCCGCUGCCCGGCUCGGGCAUGCCGGACAUGGAAGGGGCCGGGGCAGGGCCCUGACUCACCCCAGGCUCCUCAGCGGGCAGGCGGGAUGCCGGAGCUGCUGGCAGAGCUGCAGGACGCCCUGGGCUCGCAGCUCGUUGUCACUCAGGUCCAGGCAGUGUCGGGCGGGCGGGAGCGGGGCCCGCGGCGGCGGCGGGCCCGGCUCAGCAGCCUCCGUGCCGCAGGCUCCGGGGAGCUGCGUCUGGUGGGCGGCGGCGGGCGCUGUGCCGGGCGCGUGGAGGUGAAGCACGACGGUGAGUGGGGCUCCGUGUGCGCCUUCGACUUCUACUGGGAGGCUCUGGGAGCGCCACUGGCCGUGGUGGUGUGCCGGCAGCUGGGCUGCGGCCGGGUGGCCAGGGUGUCCCUGCACGCCCCGUUCGGGCCGGGCAGCGGGCGGAUCUGGCUGCAGCCCUUCUUCUGCCGUGGCACCGAGGAUGCGCUUGAGCAGUGUUGGCACUUGGGAUGGGGACGGCAUUUCUGCGGCCACGAGUGGGAUGUGGGAGUGACCUGCACAGAUGCCGUGGAGCUGAGGCUGGCGGGCGGCGGCAGUCCCUGUGCCGGGAGGGUGGAGGUGAAGCUGCAGGGACACUGGGGCUCGGUGGCAGACGACAAGUGGGACAUGGAGGACGCCAAGGUGGUUUGCCAGCAGCUGGGCUGUGGUUCGGCUUCCGGUGCCUUCUUCGCCCUUGAUCGCUUUGGUGUAGGCGUUGGGCCCAUCAGCCUGGCUGCAGUGGACUGCAGGGGGGACGAGGCCAUGCUCUGGGACUGCAAGAUCCGUGGCUGGGGGCCCUAUAACAUUACCAUCCAUGAUUCAGACACUGCCGUUGUCUGCCAAGGCUUUUCCCGGCUGGUUGGUGGCGAUGGAGCCUGUGCCGGGCGGCUGGAGGUGCGUCAGGGCCAGGCCUGGGUCGGUGUCUGUGAGGAUGAGGUGGACAUGAAGGCGGCCCAGGUGGUGUGCAGGGAGCUGGGCUGUGGUGAGGUGAACGCCAUCGCCGGCAGUGGCCGUUUUAGGGCAGUGUCGGGAUCGCUCUGGGUCGGGGGCUUCCGGUGCAAUGGCACCGAGCCCCUCCUGAGUGCCUGUGCCCGGCGUCCGGCCCAGAGGCAGGAGUGCAGCGGCCCUGCCAGCGUCAUCUGCUCCUCCUACACGGGCUUCCGGCUGGGCGACGGCAGCUCGGGAUGCGCCGGGCGAGUGGAGGUGGCAGUGAGGGGGACGUGGGGCUCCGUGUGCGCCAGCGAGUGGGACCUGCCCGAUGCGCACGUCCUGUGCCGGCACCUGGGCUGCGGCCGCGCCUUCAGCGUGCCCCCGGGAGGCUCCUUCGGCAGCGGGGAGGGGCCGCUGCUGCCGGACGCCUUCGGCUGCAGCGGGAGCGAGCGGCACCCGGGCCAGUGCCCCGUGGCCGUGCUGGGGAAGCCGCCCUGUGCCCCCAGAAACGCCGCCGCCGUCAACUGCAGUGGCUUUGUCACGUCCCUGAGGCUGGUGGAUGGUCAGAGCUUGUGUGAUGGGCGCCUGGAGGAGACCAUAACCAGCCCAGCCUGGCGCCGUGUGCCUCUGGAGCAGUGGAACCAAUGGGAUGCGUACAUGGUAUGUGCGGUGCUGGGCUGCGGCCUUCCCAAGGACGUUUACGCUGCCUUGGGUACGGCUCCGGCAUUGAGCAGCAGCCCCAGUGAGGAGGACAUCAUGAGUGAAGAGAUGGGCAGCAGUUUGGGCAUGGGCUCUGCACUGAGCAGCAGCCCUGAGGAGAUGGAUGACCAGCUGGAGGAGAUGGGCAAUGUGUCAGGGAUGGGCCCUGCAGCAAACAGCAGCCUUGAGGAGAUGGUCAUUGUCUGCUCAGGCAGCCUGCGGGUGAGGCUGGUGGGGAGCUCUGGGCGCUGUGCCGGGCGUGUGGAGGUCUAUUCCGGUGGCAGCUGGAGCUGGGUGUGCCAGGAAGGCUGGGGGCUGCAGGCCGCGGCCGUUGUGUGCCGGGAGCUGGGCUGUGGCACGGCUCUGCAGGCCCCGGGCUGGGCGCGCUUGGGUGCCGGCGCGGGGCCGCUGUGGCCGUACAGCCCCGACUGCUCCGGCUCCGAGGAGUCUCUGUGGGAAUGCGGGCGCACGGAACGGCGCGAGUGCGGGCGUGGCGGCGGGGCAGGGGCUGUCUGCUCAGAGCAGCUCUCCGUGCGGCUGGCAGGGGGCCCUGGGCGCUGCCGGGGCUUCCUGGAGAUCUCCUACAACGGCACCUGGGGCUGCGUGUGCGCCAACGGCACCAGCCCCAGCACUGCCAGCACCGUCUGCCGCCAGCUGGGCUGUGGGCAGCGGGGCUGGCUCACAGCUGUCACCGCCCAGGAGCCGACCGAGGCCUGGCUGGCCUGGGUGGGCUGUGAGGACGGGGCCCGCUCGCUCUGGCAGUGCCCCUCGGCAGCCUGGCACCUGCAGAGCUGCAGGCCAGGCGGGGAUGCCUAUGUGGAGUGUGAGGAGGACAGUGAUGGCACCACUGAGGGACACACAACCCCAUAUCCGGAGGGUGUCCCCAGAAGAAGGCCCCCGGCAGUGGCCAGGGGGUCUGUGCCUGUGCCCACUGUGCUGUGUGUGGUGCUGGGGACGCUGCUGUGCCUGUCCCUGGGUGCCCUGGCCCUGCUGCUGUGCCGUGCCCGUGCCCGGCGCCGAGGCCCUGGCAGAGCUGUAGAUGCCAUCUCCAAUGCUGUCUACGAGGAGCUGGAUUACAAAGCCAUUCCCGAGUACCAGGAGGUGCCCACUCCGCCAGGUUCCCUGUUGGAGGGAUGGGUGAAGAAGCUGCCGUAUUACACAGGGGACAGCGUGGAGGGGAGUGACACCGAGGCAGCCCCAGAUCCCCCUGCCUGGCGCGAGCAAGGACCCCCGGAUGGCUACGACGAUGUCCUGGCUGUGCCCCAGGAGCCCCCGGCUGCCAGCACUGGGGACAUCUCUGAGGGAGUGGCAGGGCAGAGGUGGAGCUGUGUGCUCCCCACAGGUGGGAUCUACUCCCCUCCAGGUCCCCCAGGAGCCAGUAGGGAGCCCUCGGAACAGCCCCCUGGACACAUGGACUAUGAUGAUGUCGGCAGCAGUGCCCUGGGGAUAUUGCCAUGA
Messenger RNA from Agelaius phoeniceus (red-winged blackbird), 10077 nucleotides. The record is from RefSeq and is a predicted model, not a curated record. Lineage: Eukaryota; Metazoa; Chordata; Aves; Passeriformes; Icteridae.